Molecule: messenger RNA, 3802 nt
Organism: Tachysurus vachellii
Lineage: Eukaryota; Metazoa; Chordata; Actinopteri; Siluriformes; Bagridae
Gene: adora2b
Product: adenosine A2b receptor
Exons: 3
Coding region: 247-1299 (350 amino acids)
Biological process (GO): G protein-coupled adenosine receptor signaling pathway; vasodilation; adenylate cyclase-activating G protein-coupled receptor signaling pathway
Cellular component (GO): membrane
Molecular function (GO): G protein-coupled adenosine receptor activity
Source: RefSeq, a predicted model, not a curated record
AAGGGGGCGUGGCCUGGUCCGACAGUGGGCGUGACCACGCGCUGUUAUGGGCACCAUCUAAAAGCCAUGUGUUGGAGUCGCAUUUCCACAGCGCAGCUGCAGAGGGUUACAGUAGAAGUAAAACAACCGAGGAUGGCAUUUGACGCACAUGAGUCCUGUUGCAUGAGGUGGUGUUUGGCAGCGCGCGCUCCGGUCCGCGCUCUAUCCGUGUUCUCGUAGGUGACGCGCGCGUUUCUCCUCGCUGACAUGAGUACUUUCUACAUCACCGUUGAAUUGAUCAUCGCUGUGCUGUCCAUUGUCGGCAACGUGCUGGUGUGCUGGGCUGUCGCCAUCAACUCCACUCUGAAAAACGCGACCAACUACUUCUUGGUGUCUCUGGCUGUAGCCGACAUUCUGGUCGGGUGCCUCGCCAUCCCUUUCGCCAUCACCAUCAGCAUCGGGCUGCCUUGUGACUUCUACGGCUGCCUUUUCCUCGCCUGUUUCGUGCUUGUGCUCACACAAAGCUCAAUAUUCAGCCUCCUGGCGGUGGCCGUCGACAGAUACCUGGCUGUCAAAAUUCCUCUGAGGUAUAAGGAGCUGGUUACAGGGAACAGGGCCAGAAAGAUCAUUGCUAUUUUAUGGAUUCUAUCAUUCAUCAUUGGCCUCAUUCCAUUUGCAGGCUGGAACAAGAAAGCCAGCGCUUGCAGUAAGCCUGAAAACCAAAGUUCUCCUCUCCACAACUCCAGCACAGAAGUGUACCAGGGCUUCUUGCAGAGCUGCAUUCUAAAAUGCCUCUUCGAGAGUGUAGUGGACAUGAACUACAUGGUCUUCUUCAACUUUUUUGGUUGCGUACUGCUGCCCUUGGUCAUCAUGCUAGGCAUCUACGUCAAGAUUUUCACGGUGGCUCGAAAACAGCUGCGCCAGAUCAAGCUCGGAAGCGUGAUGGGCAACGGCGAGAGCCGCCAUCACCAGCACCAUCGUGGGCUCCUGCAGAGGGAAAUCCAUGCCGCCAAGUCUCUGUCCAUUAUUGUAGGCCUCUUCGCCCUGUGCUGGCUUCCUGUGCAUGUCCUCAACUGCCUCACCCUCUUUACGCAAGUGGACAAGCCCGACUACAUCAUGUACGUGGCCAUCAUGCUCUCGCAUGCCAACUCAGCAGUCAACCCCAUUAUCUACGCUUAUCACAUCAGGGAAUUCAGGAACACCUUCCGGAAAAUUCUGGCACGCCACUUUCUUUGCCGUCGGGAAGAGUUGUACCUGAGCUCCAAUGGAAGCACCAGAAACAGAGAACAGAUUACCAUGACCAUCGAUCCUCUGUUAUAGGUCAUGAGACACUGGAAAUGGCAUUUUAAUUUAAUCAAAUCUUAUUUUUAAUGAGCAUCAUUCAAAAUCAGUGGAGCAAUGUUUACACACCAGAGAAGAACUGCAGGAAUGUGGAUUGCGUGGCAGUUUAUGAGGACUGAAAGGAAGUGUAUCGAUGACACUUUGAAAGCAGAUGUCUCUGGAACUAAAGCAGGGAGCAAAAUGCUUCUCAUCUAACACUACUUAAGACAGCGGAGAUCCAGGAAAUGUCUCCUCUUUAUCCUGACACGACUAACAAACUCGAACAAACUGAGCUCUUCAUUCCAAGUCUUAAGGCGCAGACAUUAUAUGCCUGCAGACAUCUAGACCCGCCUACAGGUGAAUCCUGGUAAUGGACAGAGACAACAAUAAAUAAAGGUGGAGGGAACAAUUCCCAGAAUGCAUCAGAGUGGGAAAAUUCCUUAAAGUAUUUACUUAAAGUCCAUUUUGAAGGAAAUGCAACAAAUUGUGAAGGACAGUGGAACAAAAUGCCUGAAAGAAAAAAAUCUAACAGUGUUUAACUAUAACUUUUAAAGUGUUGUGCUUAAAUAUUUGAGACUGUUUUAAUAAACCUUUACAAUUUAGGUUACUAUAGAAAGCUCAGGAAAACCAUGUGGGGGUCCAGGAAUUGUCUUAAAGAAAUUCAGUCAUUGAAAGUUUGGGCCGAUCGCCGGUUUUUGAGUGUUAUCACUGUUUAAAUGUUUAAAUCUUAAAAAAACAGAUUAGGUAGAUGAAAACAUGAGUUCUUCUAAUUCUGGAAACAAUACGGUCUGUUUCUGAAGUAUUUCCAUGCUCCAAGGUUCUUAAGCCUGUUUGUUUUUGCUAGUCACUUUCUGUCAUUAGACAUUUUUUUUUUUAUCUCACCAAAUUUCCAAAUGUUGAAAGGGUAUUAUGUCACUUUAUAUAGUCUCUCUCCCACAUACCACACCAAGCAGCCCCAGCUGCCCUGGUGUUGGACCUGGGGGUUAUUGUCCCCAUCAUGGGUGCGUCACUGGGUGCAAACUGCCCCAAGGGCACAGUUUGUCAUUGAACGUCCAAAGCCUAGAGCAGAGAGUGUCUACUGCAGUGAGAUUUAAAGUGUGACAGUCGGGCAAAAAAAGUGUCUGCAGCAAAAAGAUUUAAAGGGUCGCCUGUGAGCUGGCAGCCUCCUACCUCUUUAACACUGUUCUAACAAAAAUACUGUGAAGCUUAGCCACUGUCCUCCACAACUAUUUAAAUCUAUACCAUGUGUCUGUAAAAAUCUAUUCUAAUUAAGUAUAACUAUUUACAUGUAGACCAAUUUAAGGAUGUCAUUACAAGGUGAACAGCAAGUGCAUAUCGAUGGCACUGAAAAAUGAGAAAACCCAAAUGUUCUAAAGUUCGCUACGUAAGAACUUGCUGUUAUAGGAAUAUAAUCAGCAAUGGGGCAGUAACUUAUCAUCCCAAAGCUCAUUAAUUUACAAGAACCAUACUUUCCUGAAGUGUAUUAAUCUUCUUAUACCACAGCACUAUAUUUUUUUUUUUUUAAUUUAUUUAUUAAAAACGUACAUAUUGAAAAUGUCACCAUUCACCAAGCACACAGUUCCAUCACAAAGCCUUUUCUGCUUGUUGGGAAACUCUACAGCUUUACCUGCCGUCUCACAGUGCUUAUGUUAGAGACUCUUUAAUAUAAACACGUGACCUUGCCGUGCAUCUGGCGCUACUGUCUGAGCUUCUCCAGCUGUGGCACAAGGACAAUUAAAAUACCCCGGGUGGCAAAGAACAUUGUUUUACAUCUCCUUGUUUUAGUGGGAUCAGAGACUUGCUUGACAAUUCAGUUCAUAUGACAUUGAAAUGUCUGCCUUUUAUAAAAGAUACGAAUCUAUUUGUUCACAGGAUCACUGACGGAGACACAGUGUGUGCUUGAUCAGAGACACAGUGUGUGCUGGAGUGAUGCACGGAAGUUCUUAUAAACGACAUGACAAACGUAUUCUAAUAUACAUCCUUCUGAAGCCAGACGAGGCAGCGGUAAAAGGCUAUAUAUCGAUUAGAAGAUGCAGUGAGGCAGGUGAAUACGAGCUCUGUAGGUUCUUAACAAUACUCGUUAAGCCUUUUAAUUCUCUUUUAUUACUACUCUUAAGGGCUAAACUGCAGGAAUGUGCCAAAGCGAAUGGACAUUCCCUUGGAGACCAAUCUGUACUGCACUGUAGGGGUGUUAGCCGCCGCUUUACGUGCGUAGGAAAUACCUGGAAAUACGUUGUGUACUUUUAAUAACUUGUUAAAAGCAGAAAAUUGACUUGGGGCAGAGAAAAUGCUUUCUGUUCAAAUCCUUUUUAGUGAAAUUGAGUGUUGAUGAUCUCCUCCGGCUCGAACAGACCUGUCGCUAGAGAGACAGGAAGCCUUUGAGAGAAGUGUGUUUUUAAAUGUGCUACAGUGUUCAUGCUACACUUACCAGCGUACACUGUGGUUCACAAUCGAUGUUGAGUAUUUGUGUUGAAGUGUUAUCACAAUAUAAUUGUCAGCUUUA